Messenger RNA from Vollenhovia emeryi, 1001 nucleotides. Its product is annotated as ADP-ribosylation factor-like protein 2-binding protein. The record is from RefSeq and is a predicted model, not a curated record. Lineage: Eukaryota; Metazoa; Arthropoda; Insecta; Hymenoptera; Formicidae. The transcript is spliced from 6 exons. Gene Ontology annotation, cellular component: mitochondrial intermembrane space. The coding region runs from base 302 to 799 and encodes 165 amino acids. Gene Ontology annotation, biological process: maintenance of protein location in nucleus; positive regulation of tyrosine phosphorylation of STAT protein.
GGUAGAAAUUUGCGUUUGUAAAUAAAUAACGCAAUGGACGUUUAAUCACGCAACCAGUGUACCGCGGCACAUGUGAAAUAAAGCUCUCAUUUUUCUCCAGGCACAGUUUAUCAUUUCGUUUUAUUUGCCCGUUUAGCAACCUGGAAACUUAACCUCGCAGACAGUCUGAUCGAUAAAACUAUCGCCCGCCCGUCGCUCCGGCGACUAUUAAUUUAUUUCGACGGAAAACCGCCAGCUUGCGACGUUAUUUCGUGAUUCAAACGAAAGUGCCUUAUUCUUCGCGACAGAGAAAGGAACAAGCAUGGACGAGUUACAGUCAAACUUGUCGAGUCCGGAGGGCGAGAGGCGAAUCUCGAGGAGCGACGACGAUCAUUCGUUCGACGAGGUGAUCGGAUACAUCGAGGACUUGCUGUUAGAGGAGGACUUUCAGGCCCUGCAGCGCAGGUUUCUAGAAAAAUACUGGGACGUCUUCGAGCCGGCGGAGGAUAACAAACUAGUGUACACCGAUAUAUUUAACGAAUACAACAAAGCUGUGGAGGCGUACAUGGUGGAUUACCUGAAGAAAAUCAUGCCGCAUUUCACAGUAGACACUCUCUUACAUCAAUUAAACGAGAAGCAGACGGAACUGGAAGGCGAGGUCUUCGAGGUGCUGUCAACGAUAACGGACUUUUUGGCUUUUAAAGAAAUGUUUCUGGAUUACAGAGCGGUGAAAGAGGGCAAGGUCGCGGAUCUCAGCUGUGGGAUAUCCGUAACGUCUCUGAAACCCUGUAACGCAGAAGACUGCGAGGAUCCGAGAUAAUACAGACAGUUUUAGCACCGCGUUAGUCCCCUAGAUGAAAGCCGGAUGACGGAACUUACAAAUAAGAGCCGCACCAGAUGUGAUAUGAACCGAAAAUGUUAAUCGUUGUGUUCAGUAUUUGUUAAGUUAAUUAUGUAAUUGCAAUAAUCUGUAUUCAGCCUAUCGCGUACAUUUACAAACAUGAAUAUAAAAAUAACUCGAA